Molecule: messenger RNA, 1296 nt
Organism: Eupeodes corollae
Lineage: Eukaryota; Metazoa; Arthropoda; Insecta; Diptera; Syrphidae
Gene: Had1
Product: lambda-crystallin homolog
Exons: 4
Coding region: 231-1187 (318 amino acids)
Biological process (GO): fatty acid metabolic process
Molecular function (GO): NAD+ binding; oxidoreductase activity, acting on the CH-OH group of donors, NAD or NADP as acceptor
Source: RefSeq, a predicted model, not a curated record
GACAGUCGAUGUCACUGCUUGUUGUUAUAUCAAAAAUGUUUAUCUGAAAGUUUGUAUAUCCAAUGUACUCUCUUUAGCUUAUCCUACUUUAUAUUAAUAGUUGAUUUAAUCAAAACUUUACAUUAUCAGUUGUUUUGUUUAAAACAUUAAAAACAUUCCUCUUAUCUACACAAGUGUGUUAGCGUUCUCCAAUACGGUCGCAACACAUUGAAUAUUAACUUUUAACCAAAAUGUCAGGCUUUAAAAAGGAAAAAAUCGGAAUCAUUGGAAGUGGUUUAAUUGGACGCUCAUGGUCAAUGCUGUUUGCAUCAGUAGGUUAUCAAGUAAUGCUGUAUGAUAUUUUGCCAGAACAAAUUCAAGCAGCUUUACGUGAGACUGAAAAAGAACUAGCUUCUCUGGAGUCGAGGGGUAUACUCCGUGGAAAAUUGACCAGUCAGCAACAAUUCAAGUGCAUUUCGGCUACAAAUGAUCUCAAAGAAUUAGCCAAGGAUGCUAUAUUCAUUCAGGAAUGUAUACCUGAAAGGUUGGAAAUGAAGCAAAGCCUGUAUUUGGAUCUUGAUAAAGUUGUUGAAGCAAAAACAAUUAUGUCAAGCUCAACAAGUACUUUCUUGCCGUCGUUAUUUAGCAAAGAUUUAAAGCACAGAGAGAACAUUGUCGUUUCUCACCCCAUUAAUCCCCCAUACUAUGUACCACUAGUUGAAAUCGUACCUGCCCCAUGGACCAAACCUGACGUUGUCAUAAAGACUCGCGCUCUUUUAGAAGAAAUUGGUCAGAAGCCAGUUACACUUAGUCGUGAAAUCGAAGGCUUUGCCUUGAAUCGUAUACAAUACGCUAUUUUGAACGAAACAUACCGUUUGGUCGAAGCUGGAAUUCUAAAUGUAAAAGAUAUCGAAAGUGUAAUGUCUGAUGGUCUGGGCAUGCGUUAUGCUUUUUUGGGUCCCCUAGAAACAGCACAUUUAAAUGCUGAAGGAAUGUCCAAUUACUUGGAACGUUAUUCACCGACAAUUUACGCCGUGUCACAAACAAUGGGUCCAACACCAAAAAUGGGAGGUGCUACUGGUGCUGAAAUUGCUAAACAAUUAGAAGCCAUGGUGCCAUUAGAUAAGUUGGCCGAAAGACGCGCAUAUCGCGAUAGUUGUUUGACCAAGUUAAGCAUUCUGAAAAAUGAUAUCAAAAAAGGAUUUUAAAUAUUCCAAUUUUUUUUUUUUUUUUAAAUUUGCAUUUUAUUUACAAAAAAAAAGAAAGAAAAAACUCAAGACUUGUAUAAAACAAACAAUAAAUUGAAUAUCAAUAAUA